AUGGGUGGUGCAAGUGGCCUGCCUGCUGCCCACUUGCACGGUUGGACCUGCGAGCGAGGGCGAUCGGUCACGCGUUUUGAAUCCGUGAUCAGGAUUAACAAAAGCUGAGUAGCUUUCGACGUGAUUCUGCGGCUGCUUUUGCGUGAAUUAAAGCUCCGUGAGUAGAAAUUAAAAACGGCCGGCGCAUGAUUCUUUCCACAGCUGCAGAGUGUAUGUACUCCAGCAGCGAGCUUGCGCGUCGUCGCCUCAAUCGCCGUGCGGUGUCGUGUUCCGGCGAGCUGGAUUCCUCCGGCGACCCCACCGCCCAGCGUCACAGUGGCCCUGGCCAUGGCCAACCCGAGGACCGGAGAACGUGAAGUCCUUUGUUGCUUUCCUUGUGUCCAAACCUACCCGCCCGCGCUCGCGAGUCACGGGCAAUCCCAUCCAAUCCAGCGACGCGCGCGGCCUGCAUUUUCUGUUCCUCCCCUCCCUGCGGCUCCCAUGGAUGGAUGCCUCCACCAUGCACACCCCCAAAACACAGCUCGGCGCCGGUACCACUACUACACUACCCUCUUCUCUUCCGCGCCACUAGAUCUCAUCUACUGCCAGCCACCGUCAUCGCCACCGCCACCAUAUCUAUCCCGUCCCGGAAACAUUUUGCACGCGGCAGCCAGGCACCUGCAGCAGAAAUGGCCACUGCUACUGCCACCUCCCCUGCUCUCCUCCUCCUCCUCCUGCUGCUGCUCAUUGGCGGCGCGCCACCAGCGACGAAGGCCGACAUGCCGAUGGCGGUGAACGAGGAGGUGCUGGGGCUAGUGGUGUUCAAGUCGGCGCUGUCCGACCCGACCGGCGCGCUGGCCACGUGGACGGAGUCGGACGCCACCCCCUGCGGCUGGGCGCGCGUGGAGUGCGACCCGGCCACCUCCCGCGUGCUCCGCCUCGCGCUCGACGGGCUCGCGCUGUCCGGCAGCAUGCCGCGGGGCCUCGACCGCCUGCCGGCGCUCCAGGACCUCUCCCUCGCCCGCAACAACCUCUCCGGCCCGCUCCCGCCGGGCCUCUCCCUCCUCGGCUCCCUCCGCUCGCUCGACCUCUCCUACAACGCCUUCUCCGGCCCGCUCCCCGACGACGUCGCGCGCCUCGCCUCCCUCCGCUACCUCGACCUCACCGGCAACGCCUUCUCCGGCCCGCUCCCGCCCGCCUUCCCGCGCACGCUCCGCUUCCUGGUCCUGUCCGGCAACCAGUUCUCCGGCCCCGUGCCGGAGGGGCUGGCGGCCAAGAGCCCGCUCCUGCUCCACCUCAACGUGUCCGGCAACCAGCUCUCCGGCUCGCCUGACUUCGCGGGCGCGCUCUGGCCGCUCGAGCGCCUGCGCACGCUCGACCUGUCACGGAACCAGUUCUCCGGCCCAGUCACCGACGGCAUUGCCAGGCUCCACAACCUCAAGACCCUCAGCCUCAGCGGCAACCGCUUCUCCGGCGCCGUCCCGGCCGACAUCGGCCUGUGCCCGCACCUCAGCACCAUUGACCUCAGCUCCAACGCGUUCGACGGCCACCUCCCUGACUCCAUCGGCCAGCUCGGCUCGCUCGUCUACCUCUCCGCGUCCGGCAACCGUCUCUCCGGCGACGUCCCCGCAUGGCUCGGCAAGCUGGCCGCGGUGCAGCACCUCGACUUAUCCGACAACGCGUUCACCGGAAGCCUGCCGGACUCGCUCGGCGACCUCAAGGCGCUCAAGUACCUGAGCCUGUCUAGGAACCAGCUCUCCGGCGCCGUCCCGGCCUCCAUGUCCGGGUGCACCAAGCUCGCCGAGCUGCACCUGAGGGGCAACAGCCUCAGCGGCAGCAUCCCGGACGCUCUGUUCGACGUCGGGCUCGAGACGCUCGACGUGUCGUCGAACGCGCUCUCGGGCGUCCUGCCGUCCGGCUCCACUAGGCUGGCGGAGACGCUGCAGUGGCUCGACCUCUCCGGCAACAUGCUCACCGGCGGCAUCCCCACCGAGAUGUCGCUCUUCUUCAAGCUCCGGUACCUCAACCUGUCCCGCAACGACCUCCGAACGCCGCUGCCGCCGGAGCUCGGCCUACUCCGCAACCUGACGGUACUCGACCUGCGUAGCACCGGGCUGUACGGCGCCAUGCCCGCUGACCUCUGCGAGUCCGGUAGCCUCGCCGUGCUCCAGCUCGACGGCAACUCCCUCUCCGGCCCCAUCCCCGACAGCAUCGGAAACUGUUCUUCCCUGUACCUCCUGAGCUUGGGGCACAACGGCUUGACGGGGCCGAUCCCGGCGGGCAUCUCGGAGCUGAAGAAGCUGGAGAUCCUGCGGCUGGAGUACAACAACCUGAGCGGCGAGAUCCCGGCGCAGCUGGGCGGGCUGGAGAACCUGCUGGCCGUGAACAUCUCGCACAACCGCCUGGUGGGGCGGCUGCCGGCGUCGGGCGUGUUCCAGAGCCUGGACGCGAGCGCGCUGGAGGGCAACCUGGGCAUCUGCAGCCCGCUGGUGGCGGAGCCGUGCAGGAUGAACGUGCCCAAGCCGCUGGUGCUGGACCCCAACGAGUACACGCACGGCGGGGCCGGCGGCGGCGACAACAACAACCUGGAGACGAACGGCGGCGGCGGCGGGGUGGGAGCGCCGAGGAAGCGGCGGUUCCUGAGCGUGUCCGCCAUGGUGGCCAUCUGCGCGGCGGUCGCGAUCGUCCUGGGGGUCAUCGUGAUCACGCUGCUCAACGUGUCGGCCCGGCGGAGGGCCGAGGCGGCGGGCGGUGGCCACGGCCACGGCCAGAAGAAGGAGGUGGACGAGAGCAUCGUCACCGCCAGCACGACGACCAAGUCGUCGUCGUCACCGCCCGGGGGGAAGGGAAAGGGCAAGGACAAGCUCGCGGCCGGCAAGAUGGUGACGUUCGGUCCCGGGAGCAGCCUCCGGUCAGAGGACCUGGUGGCCGGCGCCGACGCGCUGCUGAGCAAGGCGACGGAGAUCGGGCGCGGCGCGUUCGGCACGGUGUACCGCGCGCCCGUGGGCGACGGGCGGGUGGUGGCGGUGAAGAAGCUUGUGGCGGCGAACAUGGUGCGGUCGCGCGAGGAGUUCGAGCGUGAGGUGCGCGUGCUCGGGAAGGCGCGGCACCCGAACCUGCUGCCGCUCAAGGGCUACUACUGGACGCCUCAGCUUCAGCUGCUGAUCACUGACUACGCGGCGCACGGCAGCCUGGAGGCGCGGCUCCACCUCAACGGCGGCGAGGAGUUGUUGCCGCCGAUGACGUGGGAGGAGCGGUUCCGCGUGGUGUCCGGGACGGCCCGGGCGCUGGCCCACCUGCACCAGGCGUUCCGGCCGCCGCUGGUCCACUACAACGUGAAGCCUAGCAACAUCUUCCUGCUGGACGCGGAGUGCAACCCGGCGGUGGGCGACUUCGGGCUGGCGCGGCUGCUGCCGGUGCCGGGGAAGCUGGCGGACGGCGGGUGCGGCCGGUUCCAUGCGGCGGGCGGCGGCGGCGGGAUGGGGUACGUGGCGCCGGAGCUGGCGUGCCAGAGCCUGCGCGUGAACGAGAAGUGCGACAUCUACGGGCUGGGCGUGCUGAUCCUGGAGCUGGUGACGGGGCGUCGCGCCGUGGAGUACGGCGACGACGACGUGGUGGUGCUCAUGGACCAGGUGCGCGUCCUGCUGGAGCACGGCAACGCGCUGGAGUGCGUGGACCCGGGCAUGGGCAUGGGCGGCGGGCACGUCCCGGAGGAGGAGGUGCUGCCGGUGCUGAAGCUGGCCAUGGUGUGCACGUCGCAGAUCCCGUCCAACCGACCCUCCAUGGCGGAGGUGGUCCAGAUCCUGCAGGUCAUCAAGGCGCCCGUGGGUGGCGCUGGCGCUGGCGGCGGCAGAAUGGAAGCCUUCUGAUCCAUGCAUCCAUCCUCACUGUCAGUCACGAGUGCCACGACCAACCAACCAACCAACGUCCGGCCGGCCGGCCGUGUCCGUUGCCAUGCAAGCAACGGCAUCUAUUCUCACCCUGGAUGGCCUGCUGAUGCUGCUGUGUGCUGGUUCGGUCGGCGGCAUCCUGCAAGUACUAUGUGCCUUCAUGCUAGUGUAGCAUAGCAACACACACAGUAGGGCAGGGCAGGUUCUAGCUCCAUCUCCUUUUCCAUGCAUCUUCAUUCAGCUCUACAACUGUACUGUGUACUACUACGUGCCAAUUUGGCAAUUUUCUCCAGCUCUGCUUCUCCUCACCUAGGCUUUUGGAUGGAUGUCAACUCAAACCGCCGCCUUCUAGCUCUCCACUGUACUGUUGUACUGUGCCAGUGUGCCACUGCAAGUGAACUGUAAAACAGUAGUACGGGUGUAGUCGGAGUAUAUAUCAUGUGCUGUCCCGUUUCCA
Messenger RNA from Sorghum bicolor (sorghum), 4326 nucleotides. RefSeq names its product probably inactive leucine-rich repeat receptor-like protein kinase At3g28040. NCBI's taxonomy places the organism in Eukaryota, Viridiplantae, Streptophyta, Magnoliopsida, Poales, Poaceae. The transcript has 2 exons. Gene Ontology annotation, biological process: protein phosphorylation. The record is from RefSeq and is a predicted model, not a curated record. Gene Ontology annotation, cellular component: plasma membrane. The coding region runs from base 489 to 3848 and encodes 1119 amino acids. Gene Ontology annotation, molecular function: protein binding; protein kinase activity; ATP binding.